CAAGGGCUGCCUAUAUAAACAGGGCAGUUUAGCUGCAGGAGGUUAGGUAGUAAUAUUGUCUUGUUGGAGGGUUGUUGAGAACAUCCUGGAGGUAAUGGAGCAAGCUUCAAGGGGACAGGGACCACUAUGCAGAGGCUUAGUGGGGUCACAUAUUCAACAGGCUCUGAUGUUGCCACUCAGCUGUUCUUAAAAGCCUUAAUAGCGGUCAAGAGGCUUUGAAGCAAGCUUGAAAAUUUACUUCUUGGACCCCUAUCUGUGCAGCACCUCAGAAGCAUUCCCUCUGGAACAAGGCAAAGCACUUCAGUCAGGACAGGACUGUAUGGUACAAAAGCACUUCAUUUUAAAGGAGGAUCUAAAGCGAUUCACGUGAACAGUUGUCCAUUCCCAACAUUAUUUCUUGAUUAUUCGUGAUGUUCUUUCCAAUGCAGUGAAUUAGUCUCAGAUGUAACUAAAUGGAGCGUGUUUGCAUGUUAAAAUAUAUUAAUUUCUUGCCUUGUUAGUUCUCCCAGUGUCCUUCCUGAGCAAGCCUCAAAUUGUAAAAGUAGCCCAUUUUGGAUUUCUGCCCUUAAGGGAUGUUUGACUGAGUCUGGAAACCUCAUAAAUUGUGGAGGUCUCUCAGCUGGGAGAAAUGAUGCAUCUGAAAUGCAUCAGCAUAGCACAUUGACUAUCGAAGCAAUUCUUUGGUCUCCAGAAAGAAGAGAGGAAUCGUAUCGGAGAAUCCAGCUUUUCUUCACCGUUUUAAGCUUUGGGUGCUCUGCAGCGGUGGGCUGUAUACCUGUGGUGGGAAUUCUUUUCCCACUGCCCUGGGAAUUACCCUGACCAGGUUGUUAUCCAUGUGUGCUAAAGGGUUGCCUUGGCUGACAUUGCCAACUUCUUUGCUCCAACCAAAUAGCUGUGUUUCAAGAGCUGUAUGGAAACUUUCUGAUGCCAUGGCAGAUGCAGAAGUCAGAAAUCAAACUUCUGUCACCAAAUUUAUCCUCCUGGGCUUUGAAAUUCUUCCAGAGUUGCGAAUGCUUCUCUUCCUGCUGUUUCUCAUAAUCUACCUUGCAACCAUGGCUGGGAACGUCCUCAUCAUUACGCUUGUUGUAGCAGUUCAGAAUCUGCACACCCCCAUGUACUUCUUCCUGGGGAACUUGUCCUGCUUGGAGACCUGCUAUACCUGUACCCUCCUACCCAGGAUGCUGGCCAGCUUCCUCACUGGAGACGGAACAGUUUCAUUCUCUGGCUGCUUCAUGCAAUUAUUUGUCUUUGGUGUGUUGUUAGUUACAGAGUGUUGUCUCUUAUCCGUGAUGUCUUAUGAUCGGUACUUAGCCAUAUGUAAACCAUUACACUAUGCAGCCCUAAUGAGUGAGAGACUGUGUUUCAAUCUUGCUGCUGGCUCAUGGAUCAGUGGAUUUCUAGUUGUCUCAACCGUAUAUCUUUUCUUGUUACAAUUAAGGUUCUGUGGACCCAAUCAAAUCGACCAUUUCUUUUGUGACUACUUACCACUGAUUAAACUCUCCUGCAGUGACAUCUUUGAGGUUGAACUUGUAGUUUUCAUUCUGGGUUGUAUAGUCCUUUUUCCCCCAUCCCUUUUGACUCUCAUGUCCUAUGUCUACAUUAUCACCACCAUACUGAGAAUCCCUUCUACUACUGGGAGACAAAAAGCUUUUUCCACUUGUUCUUCACAUAUUAUGGUAGUGACAAUUUUCUAUGGGUCUAUAACUAUAGUCUACAUGUUCUCAAGAACCAACACCCUUAGAGCCCUGAACAAAAUAUUCUCUCUUUUCUACACUGUGCUGACUCCCUUAGCUAACCCUCUCAUUUACAGCCUGCGAAACAAGGAAGUAAAGGAGGCUGUAAAGAAAGCUGUCCGUGUUUUCAGAGAUUGGAGGAAAUGCAACCAUUUCUAACCUCUAUUUGCAGGUCCAAGCAAAAUGGAAGUAACAGGAAUCGGAGCUGUGGAAAAUGAAUGGUUCCUGGCCCAGCUGUUUGGGGGAAUAUUAGAAGAAAGAGAAUAUUUAUAGAGUGAUACAAUGCAUUUCAAUUCCUGUUCUAAUGACGGGAUUGUCCUGACAUCAUAGUGUUCACUUUUAAAUUGUUCCGAAUGAGAAGAGUGAAUGGUUUUUGCAGGAUGACGUCUCCGUCCCUCUAGCUAGUAUACCCACAUAUUCUUCAACCGCAAGCUUCCUACACAUAGAUAUCUCCCCAUGUGCAUGAGCUAUUAUCGAACAGUGGCUAAUGUAGUAAAAACCUAGCCUCUUUUACUAAUUGGCCUUGGGCUUAAACCCUAACCCAAAAAAACUAGUUAAUUUGCUCAGAAGAAUGUCAGAAAUGACAUGAAUGCAGCGAAGAAGAGCCUUACUCCAUCUCCAUCUUAGACAAAGAGUUCAUUUGGAAAUAAGUGUUUUACUUAACUCACACCUGACCCUGUGUAGAUUUAUACUGUGGUCUGGUGCAAGAAUGACAGAAUUACUAGUUUAGAGGUUUUCAAAACUUCCAGCUUUCAAGGAGGAUCCCAACACCCUAUGAUUUGAAAGCAGGGACUGUUUUGCAUUAAGGAAGAAUAGGAGACCACAGGAUUAUGCAUAUUCUUCCUGGCUCACAAACAACCUUGCUCUAGAGUUCAUCACAAAAUAAUAAGGUGAAACUUUGCUGUUUCCUAGUUCUCUGUGUGUUCAUUUUGUGGCCAUGUAUACAGCAUUUUUGGCACUUUCUCCAGAGAAUCCCGUUGUUGGGAGUGUACCCCAGUCCAUGGGGAUAGCUAUGCAGCCUAACUAUACCUACAUGGUUGAGCGUGGUUACCGGCUGCCGAAACACAUACACACCCUCCUUCUAUAUAUGUAGUAGGCUUAAGACACCUGCAAACAGUUGGCCAAAACUGUGUUGCCAAAGACCUAACACAGUCAUCACAUGGGUGAGUCCUUAACUGCCUGGGGCUCCUGACAGACCUGUAGAAAGGGAGGGCACCACACUGCUAAACAGGCUCUUGUGACAUAAGAAAGCAGGGAGAUGCAUUUAUAUUUCGAAGUGAGCAGCAGACACUAAGGUAACAUCUUUAAAAGCUGGGAACACUAUAGAAAUGGAAAUAAGGAAGUUUCCCUUUUGGUCCUUUUUGCUUUCUCAAGGAUAUAAACCUUAAUGAAUUGACUAUUUUCUGGUCCACAAGAGAUCUUGUUUAAUCAGGUUUGGAAAGUUUCAGUGAAACAAAGAUAUCUCAAUAAAACCAGUGAGGGGUCAUUUACUGGAAUAUUAAGAUUGGGAUUAUCAGCCAUCUAUCAAUAGCAGUUGUAGGCUAGGGGAAAAUUUGGAAACUUCUAUAUGACACUUUGUGAGCUGUUUGCCAGCAGGACUGUUUGGAGGACCCCCUGCUUUGGAGAACGUGAG
Messenger RNA from Alligator mississippiensis (American alligator), 3366 nucleotides. Its product is annotated as olfactory receptor 6B1-like. Gene Ontology annotation, cellular component: membrane. Lineage: Eukaryota; Metazoa; Chordata; Crocodylia; Alligatoridae. The transcript has 5 exons. The record is from RefSeq and is a predicted model, not a curated record. Gene Ontology annotation, biological process: G protein-coupled receptor signaling pathway. Bases 834 to 1892 code for a protein of 352 amino acids. Gene Ontology annotation, molecular function: olfactory receptor activity; G protein-coupled receptor activity.